Suillus subaureus is the source of this 960-nucleotide messenger RNA. Its product is annotated as WD40-repeat-containing domain protein. Gene Ontology annotation, molecular function: RNA binding; protein binding. The transcript has 5 exons. Bases 1 to 960 code for a protein of 319 amino acids. Gene Ontology annotation, biological process: spliceosomal snRNP assembly. Gene Ontology annotation, cellular component: SMN complex. Lineage: Eukaryota; Fungi; Basidiomycota; Agaricomycetes; Boletales; Suillaceae. The record is from RefSeq and is a predicted model, not a curated record.
AUGUCUAUUCACCCAAAGCCUGUGCCUCUCGUGGCACCUGGACAUACCCGCCCAGUAACUCACCUUUCUUUUUCACCGCUGCAAGACGAUGGCACCUAUCUUCUCGUGUCCAGCUGCAAAGAUGGCAAUCCGAUGCUUAGAGAAUGGACCGGAGACUGGGUAGGCACAUUUUUAGGUCACAAGGGUGCAGUAUGGAGCACAAAGCUCUCUCCGGAUGCUUCGCGAGCGGCAUCGGGAAGUGCUGACUUCACUGCAAAAAUCUGGGACACAUAUUCAGGAGAUGUGUUGCACUCAUUUCCUCACAAUCAUAUUGUUCGAACUGUGGCAAUCUCUCCGACGUGUUCUCACCUUCUUACUGGUGGCCAAGAGAAGAAGGUCAGAAUAUUUGACCUUGCACGGCCAGACGUGGAGGCGGACUUCCUUGGCGAUGUUGGCCUACCAUCCCAUGAUGGAACUGUGAAGAGCGUAGUUUGGGUUGGAGAACAUACCGGUGUAUCGGCUGGCGAAGAUGGUAUCAUCAAAUGGUGGGACCUGCGCACACGAAAACUUACAACAACUAUGACAUUCCCUAAUCCUAUAACCUCGAUGGAACUAUCGCCGCAAACCAAGCGUCUGGUCGUGACAUCGGGAAAAACUGUCGCAUUUAUACCUGCUUUACCUAGUGGUACUCCAACACAUAGUCUCAACCUAGCGUACUCGCCAUCAUCCGCAUCCGUCCACCCUAUCCUUCAAGACCGCUUUGUCACAGGCAAUCUUGGUGAUGAGUGGGUCAGGGUCCAUGGAAUGGAUGGGGAGGAGAGGGAGAUCUUGAAGGGCCAUCACGGACCCGUCCACUGCGUCGAGUUUAGCCCUGACGGUGAAGUAUAUGCAAGCGGCAGCGAGGACGGUACGAUUCGGCUCUGGCAAACAACACCCGGGAAGGCAUACGGCUUGUGGCAAGGUAAUGCUAAUGCUGGUUAG